This is a messenger RNA of Anoplopoma fimbria (sablefish), 2039 nucleotides long. RefSeq names its product myeloid cell surface antigen CD33-like. The transcript is spliced from 8 exons. Lineage: Eukaryota; Metazoa; Chordata; Actinopteri; Perciformes; Anoplopomatidae. Bases 109 to 1461 code for a protein of 450 amino acids. The record is from RefSeq and is a predicted model, not a curated record.
AGUAAGUUGAAGUUCCGCUAAAGAUAACUAAUUUCCUCAUUGGAAUAAAAAAUCAUAAGACCUUUUUUUUCUAGCCGUGGGCUCAUUUGGGAGCAAGUUUCUGUGAACAUGGUGACAAACAACAUGUUACUGAGCCUCCUCUUUGUUUCAGGUGCGUGGGCUAAUUGUUUAAAGCAGCUAUACGUUACUGCACCACAGGAGAUGGAAGCACUGAGUGGAUCUUGUUUGCUAAUCCCAUGUAACUUCAGUGCUGAACCCGUUCAGGAUUUCAACAGCACAAGAACAACCUUCGGAGUGUGGAUUAAAAAAGACUCUAGGUUUAGCGUGGCGCCAAACAAUGUGAUUUUCAACAGUAGUGGGGCAGUCACCACAUAUCCGAUGAGAUUUACUGGAAACCUGAGUGAGAAAAACUGCACCACUUUAUUUUCUAGUUUAAUCCAAAUGUACACGGACGUAUAUUUCUUCAGAGUUGAGAACAAACCAUUCAUGGCAACAGCUUCUUGUGAUCGUCUUCAAAUAACAGUUCAAGAUUCUCCUCCAAGUCCCAGAAUUGAGAUCUCAGGUGUUCUGAAGGAGAAGGAGUCUGUCUCUAUAAGCUGCUCAGCUCUCACUCCCUGUCCACACUCUCCUCCUGAACUCACCUGGAAUCUCCUAGACCCUCACAACAUUAUAGAGGAAAACAAAGAUCGAACCUUCACAACUAAAAUCCAGAAGAACUUCACUCUGUCAGACAAACAUGAUGGAUUAAACAUCACCUGUUCUGCCAGUUAUCCUGUGAAUGAAGGAAAAGAUGUCAAGACAGCAGAGCAGAGAAAGACUCUCAGUGUUUCAUACGCUCCCAAGGACACCUCUGCGUCCAUCAGUCCAUCAGGUCAGGUGUCAGCAGGUAGCUGGGUGAACCUGACCUGCUCCAGCAGAGCCAAUCCUCCCGUCAGCAGCUUCACCUGGUUCAAGAACAGCAAAGAUGGACCCGUCAAAGUAUCUGAAGGAGACGUUUACAGCUUUAAUGUCACUGAUGGAGGAGUAUAUUACUGUGUGGCCAUUAAUGAGCUUGGUGAUGAAAAAUCAUCAGAGGUCCAUCUGAAUAAAGAAGGAGUAAAACAGCUUGAAAGUUUUACACCAUGGAUCGCUGUUGUUGGAGGGAUCAUUGUACUCAUCUGUGCAGGUUUUGCCAUUUGGUGGUUGAAGUCAAAACGUUCAACUUUACAACGGACACAGAGCCUAACAGCUGAGGAGCCAGCUGCUCAAGAGCGAGCCAGAGCGACAGAAACAGAAGCAGGAGACAUCCAUUACGGAGAGAUUGACUUCUCCAAGUUGAGACCGGGAAAGUCCUCGACCUCGGUGCAUGACAGUGGACAGGAGCAGGACACACUGUAUGCACAGGUAAAAGUGUCCAAGACAGUAAAGAGCUUAACACAGACUGCUGACAGCCCAGAGGAUCUCUACGCUCAAAUGUUGUGAAAAUUAGUGUAUGAACAUGACUUUUAUAAACAAAUAUUCUGUUAUUGUUAUUCUUACAAGAAAAUCUGUUCUUCCAUUCUUUGCAAUAUAUUUAAAGUGGAACAUUUAAAAAAAAAAAUCAGUAUGUGGUCUGUAAAAAGUGGCUGCUGAUUUGUGAUUUGUUCACAUAUUAUGAGUAAUAUUAUUAUUACAGCUAAACCAAAGAUGAAAUACAGUAAUUGUUUCUGUAUGUGUAUUAAAUGUUUGAGUUAAAAUAAAUGGGCGAGUGAGUAUGUUUCAAUGCCACAUAUACCAUUUUUUAAGUCUUGGCAGUUACAAAAAACAGUAACACAAUGAUUGUGCACAUUACAAAACUAUCACUGUGGUUGGUACAAGCAAGCCAAACAAGUCUCAUUAUUGUUUUUAUAGUGUCAUAAUGCAAGCCAAACCAAAUGACUUCCUUUUUCUUCACAUGGCUCUUCUGUGGUAGACAAAUGAUAAACCUUGUCACUUUGGUUUCACACUGUACAGUCAGUACAUGUUUGAUGUGUUGCAUUGAAUAAAUUAAAAGUUGCAGUUGUGGCAUUUUCUGAUUUAUC